UCUUGUAAAAACGCAGAUUCCGGAUCACGCACUUCGAGGUCGUGAAAAGUGCAGCAUUCUGCGAUGAUGAUGGGUGAUUCGGGACUAAAUAAGCGUAUCCGUCAAUUGCCUGCGUCAUCCGUAGCGCUUAUUCUGCCAGAUGUAGCCAUAGGGCGCGAAUGACUGGUAACAGCAACCUUCUCUUAAGUCUCGCAGAAUGAGCCUGGACUCUUUCGACUGAAACGUGUAAUCCGAUUUGCAUCAUCACGCUGACAGUAGAUUGUUCUAUAACCUCCAGUGGAAACCCAGCAUUCUCUGCAGUCACAACGACCCCAAAACAAAGCAAGAUGUAUCUUCGAGCCGUUCACGCAGAAACAUCCCUCGUGACGCUGCGACAGCUCAUCCGCAGCAACCCUCUUGGCGUCCUCACUACAGCGAUUCCCUCACAGCGUUACCCCUUCAUACUGUCAAGCCACAUUCCAUGGCUGCUAGACGUAGAAGACGAGUCUAGCGAGACUGAACUUGGCACUCUACGCGGCCAUCUCGCGCGAGCAAAUCCCCAAAGCAAGACGAUAAUCGACAACCUGGUAGCCACUUCAAAAUCCAGCGGCGCCUGCCUCGACGCAGAAGUCCUCGUCCUCUUCACAGCACCAACACACCACUACAUCACGCCUAAGUUCUACACCGAGACCAAGCCAGACACGGGCAAAGUCGUACCGACCUGGAACUACGCUGCCGCGCAGGCCUACGGGAAGGCGCGCAUCUACUUCGAUACGAAGUCGCCCGACACCGGUGCGUUCCUGUCGAAGCAAAUCCAUGACUUGUCCCAGCAUGCGGAGGCGUCUGUGAUGGGUUAUGAUGGGAAAGAAGGUAGGCAGGGGGCGUGGAAGGUCGCGGAUGCGCCCGAGAAGUAUAUCGAGUUGCUGCAGAAGGCGAUUAUUGGGAUUGAAAUCAAGCUGGAUCGGCUGGAGGGUAAAUUCAAGAUGAGUCAAGAAAGUACGCAGGGUGAUCGGGAGGGUGUGGUUAAGGGUUUCGAGGCGCUUGGGUCCGAACUGGGUGACCGGAUGGCAGCUGUUGUGAAUGAGAGGGGGCAGAUGAAGACUGCGAGCAAAUCCUGAAUUGCGCUCUGUGUGCACACUAAAGUCAAGGUUGAGAUGAACGUGCCUGUUGUACUUGAGUCAUAAUAUUUGCCACAGGACUCUCCUUCACCUCAAGGUGCUCGGGCGUACGUUUUUCCGCCCUUGCUUUUCGAGUGCUUGUUCCCACAGCUUUCCCAAUCCCUGCCAAAUAUCAAGCGCGCUUCAUUGUGGCCGC
This is a messenger RNA of Boeremia exigua, 1293 nucleotides long. RefSeq names its product transcriptional regulator PAI 2-type. Lineage: Eukaryota; Fungi; Ascomycota; Dothideomycetes; Pleosporales; Didymellaceae. Bases 327 to 1097 code for a protein of 256 amino acids. The transcript has a single exon. The record is from RefSeq and is a predicted model, not a curated record.